Drosophila navojoa is the source of this 18401-nucleotide messenger RNA. RefSeq names its product chromodomain helicase DNA binding protein kismet (gene kis). The record is from RefSeq and is a predicted model, not a curated record. NCBI's taxonomy places the organism in Eukaryota, Metazoa, Arthropoda, Insecta, Diptera, Drosophilidae. Gene Ontology annotation, molecular function: protein binding; ATP binding.
CUGUGAGCGAACGUUUCACUGCGAAUAUGUCAAAGGUCGGCCAUGAAGUGUGCGAAACAACAAAAAGGACAAACACAAAUGUGUAUACACUAUAAAAGAAAACAAAAGAUAAUAACAUAUAUUAAUAUAUAUAGAUAUUUAUAAAUAUAACGGAAGACGUUCCACAACAACAAAAAAUCUAAAAGCUGUAAUUAAGUUUAGUAGUUAGAAAACAAACUUAACAACAAAUCAAAAGAAGAAAAACCCGACCAAUAAUUUCAAGUUGACAUUUAGACAGAGGUUUUUCUCACAGUGCAUUGUGGUUAAAUGAGUCAACGUCAUCGCAGCAGGACGCACCACAACCUGCAAGACCGUAGACAUACCCCCAACAAUACCAGCACAAACCCUCCCAUCAAGUAUAGCCUUGCCACGCGCAGAGAUCGGCAUCAAAAUUAAGCCAAUCGACGACCAAACCUAAAACGCAGCGUUGCGUCCUUUGACGCACGUAACGGGACAUUUCUGUGUGCGCUGCGUUUCAAAAAUCUGAUGGAUGGAAAUGCACAAAAUAUGUUUCACGGAAAUCAUCAAGGAGAUCCCUAUUACCGUUAUGAUGCGGCCGCCGCAGCAGCCGUUGCCGCAGCGGCAAAUCCUCGAGCCAUGGGCCCGCCCGGUGGCUAUCCGCCGCGUCAUCGAGCGCCGCAUCCGCUACAGCAACAGCCACAAUAUCCAUCGUACCAGCCAACGGCGGAGAAUCUCUACGGGCUGGGGCCCACCGAUCAGCACGCGGCCAUGGGCGUCGGCAUGGCUGAUCUAAGCGGCUGGGGUGCAGCGCCCUCUGUGCCGGGCCAAGCGGCCGCAUAUCCCGGUGCCGGUCUAGGCGCCUACGGACAUCCGCAGGCAGCGCCGCCGACGCAGCAGCAGCGUCAGAGCAAUGCCAGCGCCUAUCGCCAACAUAUGCCCGCCUAUGGACAGCAGGAGCAGCAGAAGCUGGUGCCGUACGGGGCACAGCAGAACAUGAUGGGUGCCCUGGGCGCCAGUGGCUACGGCAGCCUGGCACCACAACAGCAACAGCAGCAGCAGCAACAACAGCAGCCACCCACGCCACAGCAACAGCAGCAGCAACAACAGCAGCAGCAGCAGAGCCAGCAGCAGGCUCGACUGCCGCAGCACUAUCCACAAGCGCCCGGCCAGCAUCCGCUGUAUCCAGGUGCGCCGGCUCAAGCAGCACAGCCGGCGGCACCACAGGCAUACGCGCACAGUCCGUACGGCAGUCCGAUGCAACAUCAGCCGGGUCGCGGCGCUCCGCAGCAUGUGGGCUACGGCCAUGCGGCACUGGAUCAGGCGAGCGCCUAUGGACAACACGUGCCCGGAGCAGCGCCGCCGUCGCAUCAUCUAACCGCGCAGCAGCAGCAGGCUGCGCAGUUGGGUGCGCAUCCCAGCUCACAUAUAGCCAGUGCACAGCAGCAACAGUUGCAGACCCAGCAGCAGCAGCAGGCGCAGCAACAGCAGCAGCAACCGAACCACGUGAGCCUAAUGCAGCAGCAGCAGCUGCCAGGCGCUGUGUUGCCGCCGCCGCACAUGGGCAUGCCGCCCAGCUAUGGCAGCCAUCAUCAGCAGCAGCAGGCACAGCAGCAACAGCAGGCACAACAACAACAACAGCAGCAGCAACAGGCACAGCAGCAACAGCAGCAGAGUGCGCCGCCCUACAUGUCCAGCAGCAAGCAUCAGGGCAGCGCUCAGCUCAACUCCUCGCCACAAUAUCGUGCACCAUUUCCACAGCUAUCGCCACAAAUGUCGCCACGCCCGCCGACAAUGUCGCCGCAUCCGCAAAUGUCGCCGCGGCCCGGCGUAUCGCCCGCCAAGCCACCACAAACAGCCCAGCAGCAGCAGCAGCAGCAGGUGCAACAGCAGCAGCAGCAGGUCAAUUCGCCCAGCCAGCACAGCAUCCAAGGCAUGGUGGGUCUGCCCUCGCCCAGAGCGCAACCACCGAGCUCAGCCACAGUCGGCAAUGCCAAGGUCCCAGUCAGCAGUGUGGCAGCCGGCGGCGUUGUUCCGCCUGUGGUCAACACGCUGCAAGCACUCGAACAAAUGGUUAUGCCCACACAGGCGCAUGGGCUGCCGCCCAUGGACUAUCCUUCGUCGUAUCGCAGCGCUGCGGUCAUGGGAGGACCACGCAUGCCCGCCUCACCCUCUCCACAGCACCAUCAGCAAUGGGGCGCGCCGCACAUGGCGGCGAUGCAACAGCAGGCGCCACAACAGCCGCCGCCACAGCAGCAGCAGCAACAACAACAGCAGCAGCAGGCGGCGGCUCAGCAACAGGCAGCGCAGCAGCAAGCUCAAGCGCAACAGCAACAGCAUCAGCAUCAGCUGAGCAUGUACGGACAGAGUAUGGGGCAACAGCCACAGCAAACAGCGCCCACUGCACCACCACCACAGCCGCCAGCACCAGUGCUGCAACAGCAACAGCAGCAGCAGCAACAACAACAGCAGCAGCAGCAGCAGCAGCAACUGAACGAGCAACUGCAGCAUUCCAUCAAUGAUAUUGUCGGUGGUAAUCAGCAGCAGGCGCAACUGAGCGCACAGAUGUCCUCCUCGCCGCUGCAUCAGCAGAGUUUGCCCAGCAUGCAUCAUCUGAGCUCUGCGGCGCAUCAUCAGCAACAGCAGCAGCAGCAGCCUUCGCUGGAGGCCAGUGCAGCUCAACAGCCACAGCAGCAACAGUUGCAGGCGCAACAGCAACAGCAGUUGCAGCAUCAGUCGCCCAUACAUCAGCAACAGUCGCCGCUGCAGCAGCAACAUUUGCCCAACUAUGCGCAGCAGCAGAGCAGCAAUCAACAGCAGCAGCAGCAACAACAGCAGCAGCAGCAGCAACAACAACAGCAGCAUCAGCAGCAAUUUGAUGCAUUUGCCAAUAUACUGGGAGAUACACAGCAAGCCCCCACAGCUGCUGCAGUAGCAGCAACUGCAGCUGCAACACAGCAAACAAUGUCGCCAGCGCAUGUUAGUUCGCCCAUACCACAGCUGCAACAGCAGCAGCAGCAGCAGCAACAUCAGCAACAACAACAGCAGCAGCAGCAGGUGCAACAGCAGGCGCAAUUGCAACAGCAACCCGCCACGCCCACACCACCAACACCCUCGCAUCAUCUGAGCAGCAUACUGAACGAAACAGCCAACUCGAAUGAUUCGUCAACGCUGGCUGUCGCGGCCAACGACAGCAACAACAGCAGCAGCAACAGCAGCACCAACAGCAUUGUCAACAACCAGCCCACCUCGGUGCACGACAGCAACUCGCAGAGCAGCAUCAACAGCAACAACCAGCAGCCGUUGCUCUCGAACAUGGACACCGUCGGCAGCGGGGGCAUGCUGAACAGCAACUCGGACUCGACGCACACCACGCACCAUCAUGUGAGCGGCGUGGAUGUUGGUCUCUUCGACAACAAUUCAAUGAGCUCGACAAGCGCCGCUGCCGUUGCAGCUGCCUCGAAUGCGGCCAAUGCAGCGGCAGCGCUGCUCGACAGCAAUUCCCAAUCAUCGAAUGCGGAAUUCGAGAGCUCGAAGAGCGAGCAGCCGGAGCAACAGCAACAGCAGCCACAGCAACAGCAGCCACAACAGCAGCAGCAGCAGCAGCCGGCAACAGGUGCUGAUGAUUUGUGCGCCCAGCUGGCCCAGGACGAGAAUAGUAUUUCGAAGACGCAGCCCGAAACUCUAAGUGAGACAACGUUGCCGGAGGAGCUGGACAGCGGCAACAAGCAGCAGCAGCAGACAGAGGAGCUGCUGGCGGAGCAGAGCUUAAGCGAGUUGGCUGACGAAACGAAAUCCGCUGAAGAGAUCAGCGAAGACAAGAGCCAAACGCAAAUGGACAACACCACGCUCAGCCAACCGCAGCAACAGCAGCAGCAGCAGCAACAGCCACUGGGACAAACACCUUUGGGUGUGAGUGGCAUGCACCCGCUAACAGGCUACGAGGGACAGCAGUCGCAGCAGCCACAGCAGCAGCAGCAGCAGCAGCCGGGACUGACAGCACAGACAGCUGCGGCAGUUCCGCCACCCCCGCCGCCGACGCACAUGCAGCCCAUGUUGCCGCCAUAUCCAGGCGCAACAGGUGCCAUGUAUCCACCAUAUCCGAUGCUGCAUCAGCAGGAAAUUGCCGCGCUGCAACAGCAAAUACAAGAGCUCUAUUGCAUGCCGCCCGGACACGAGCAUCAGCAUCAGGACAAGCUCAUCCGCAUGCAGGAGCGCCUCCAGCUGCUGCAGCAACACGAACUGACCGAGCAGUGUGCGGGUGGGCCGCAGUGUCUGUUGUAUCAGAACAUGCCGCCGCUCUACGGCAGCAGUGCGUUGCACAAUCAGAUGGUCGAGAGUCCACAGGUCUCCAGCACAACGGGGCGUGGCCGUGGCAAGGGGGCCAACAAACCGCGCAAGCCACGUGCCAAAAAGGGUGACAAGGCGGCGGCAGCAGCUGCUGCAUUGCAGCAACAACAGCAACAGGAACUAAUGGACAUCAGUGGCAAUGUGGUUGUGGCUGCGGCCAGUGCGAGCAGCAGCAGUGGCAGCAUCAUUCCCAUACCCACCACUCAGUUGCCCGUCUCCGAGGACUGUGUUACCCAGGGAGCGGGCGAUACGAGCGUUGUCGGUCUACUCGAAUAUAGCGAGAGCAUGGGUGAUCUAUCGCAGGAUGUGCAUUCGGCCAAUGAGCUGGACACCUCCACCGAUGGCAGUGGCAAGAAGAAGAAGCCGCGCAAGCCACGCGCACCCAAAGAUCCAAAUAAGCCACCACGUGAUCGCACGCCGAAGGUGAAGAAGCCGCGGGAUCCCAAUGAUCCCAACUCCACAGAAUCUCCUGGAGGCGCACGCAAGCGAGCGAAUGUUAGCAAGCGUCGCAAACAGUUCGGAGAAGAUGGAGCCGAGCAAACGGGCGAAGGCAGCGAGCAGGAGGAUAACAAGCCACUGUUGCCCAAAUCCAGCGAAGGCGAGGCAGAGACCAGCGGCGGAGCUGGAGGCGUCGAUGGUGAAUCACCCGACUACGAUGACAUACCCGUCUCGAAGAUACCGAGAGGUGCGAACGACGACGACAACAAAGACGCCGAAGUGGGCGAUGAGACAGUGGACUCGGUGCCCGACUCGGCCGGCGAUGCAGCCAGUACGCCGAGCCGUCGAGAUCGGAAGCGUUCGACGGCGCGCAGUCGUCGCAAUGCCACGUCCGAAGAGGGAGGCAGUGCACGACGGAAUCGAGGCUCGCUGAGUGCCAAAGCCCUGAAGAAGCGACGCAAUCGUGGACGCAUCGUGCCCGAAUCGGAUGGCGAGGAUGAUACCAUGGAUCGUACGCCGCCGCCAUCGCCGCCGCCAGACUCUGAACUGGACUCGAAUAAGCGACGCUCCUCGAGAAACACACAGCGCAAGAAGUACAUAGACGACGUAAUGCUACGCUUCUCGGAUGAUGAGAACUCCCUGCUGGUAGCUUCCCCAGUGAAGAAGGAAAAGAAGUCGUCGUCGGCCAAUGCAGCCAACUCGAAUGCUGGCAGCGAUGUGGAGAAGGCAGAGCCACAGUCGGGCGCUGAGGGCGAGGCUGGUAGCUCAGCGGGCGAAGAGAAGCCCUCGGUGGCAGCGGAUGACACCAACAGCCAACUGGAGGCCAGCUCUAGCACCUCAGCCGCUGAGAAGGCGGAGAGGCAGAGUGCUAACGAGUCGGCUGCAUCGGCCAUGUCCUCGAAACCCAACUAUGUGUACAUCAAUACGGGCGACGAGGACAGCAUGGUGGUGCAGUUCGUCCUAGCCCUGCGCAUGGGCAAGCGGGAGCUGAUACCCGAGCCGCCCAAAGUAAAGACACCAGAGCCUAAGACGGAGGCAGAGAUCAAAGCGGAAGCAGCCGAGGCUGAAACGGAAAAGGCAGAGGAUAAAGAAACUGCUGAGAAGGCCGAGGACAAAGCCGAAAAGGCGGACGAAGAAGUCAAGAAAAUGGAUGAAGAUGACAAGGAGCAAGAGGAUAAACCAACGGAGGAGACGAAAGCUGAAGACGAGAGCAAAAUGGAAGUGGAUGAAAAGCCGGACGCAGUAAAGACAGAAAAGAGUGAUGAAGAGACGCCCGAAAAGGAGGCGGAGAAAAUGGAAACUGACGAGGCUGCAGAGCCGGAAAAGGCAGCUGAAGAUGCAGAUCAAAAAGAAAAGGUGGAGAAGGCAGAAGAUGAGCAAGAAGCAGAGGCCAAGACUGAUGAAUCACAAGAAAAGCCAGCUGAGCCAAAGAAGGAAGAUGUAAAAGAGGAGGAACUUAAAGAAAAAGAAACCGAAGCAGAGACAGAAAGUGACAAAGAGAAAGAAAAGGACAAGGAAAAAGAUGCUGAAGACGAAGCGACAGAGAAAAUGGAAGUAGAUGACGCCACAGCGGCGGAAGCUAAGAAAGAUGAGAAGAACGUCAAAGCAGAAGACGAAACAACAACAGAAGCAAAGACAGAAGACAAGGAUAAAGAUAGCGAGGACAAAGAGGCAACAAAACAGACUGAAGACGAUGCAGAGGAGGGAGACGACAAAUCAUCCACGGCUACAAAGGAUGAUAAGCCCGAACCAGUCUUCAUCGAUGUCGAGGAAUACUUUGUGAAGUACCGAAAUUUCAGUUAUCUGCACUGCGAAUGGCGCACGGAAGAGGAACUCCUCAAGGGAGAUCGUCGUGUGGCUGCAAAGAUACGUCGCUUCCAGCAGAAGCAAGCACAGCAAAUCAACAUAUUCGAGAAUAUCGAAGAGGAGCCCUUCAAUCCCGAUUUCGUUGAGGUGGAUCGUGUUCUGGACAUGUCCGUCCAUACGGACGAGAAUACCGGAGAGACGACCAAGCAUUAUUUGGUUAAAUGGAAAUCAUUGCCCUAUGAGGACUGCACCUGGGAGCUGGAAGAGGAUGUAGAUAAUGAUAAAAUUGAGCAGUACUUGCGCUUCAACAAAGUGCCAUUGCGCUGUGAGUGGAAGAGUCGUAAGCGUCCACAUCCGGAGCAAUGGAAGAAGCUGGAGAAGACGCCCAUUUAUAAGGGUGGUAAUAGCUUGCGACCCUAUCAGCUGGAGGGUCUGAAUUGGUUAAAGUUCUCCUGGUAUAACUCACACAAUUGCAUCUUGGCCGAUGAAAUGGGUCUGGGCAAGACCAUUCAGAGUCUGACCUUUGUACACUCGGUCUACGAAUACGGCAUAAGGGGACCGUUCUUGGUAAUAGCUCCUCUGUCGACCAUACCCAAUUGGCAGCGUGAAUUCGAGGGCUGGACCGACAUGAACGUGGUGGUCUACCACGGCUCGGUGACCAGCAAACAAAUGAUACAGGACUACGAGUUCUACUACAAGACAGAUAGCGGCAAAGUGCUUAAGGAGCCGAUUAAAUUCAAUGUCCUUAUCACCACAUUCGAGAUGAUUGUCACCGACUACAUGGAUCUGAAGGCCUUCAAUUGGCGUCUGUGUGUGAUCGACGAGGCGCAUCGCCUCAAGAAUCGCAAUUGCAAACUGCUUGAGGGUUUGCGACAGCUCAAUCUCGAACAUCGCGUUCUGCUCUCGGGCACACCCCUGCAGAACAACAUAAGCGAACUGUUCUCUUUGCUCAACUUCUUGGAGCCAAGUCAAUUCUCGUCGCAGGAGGAGUUCAUGUCGGAAUUCGGAAGUCUGCGCACCGAGGAGGAGGUCAAUAAGCUGCAAGUGCUACUCAAGCCGAUGAUGUUGCGACGUCUCAAGGACGAUGUCGAGAAGUCUCUAGCACCGAAGGAGGAGACCAUCAUCGAAGUGGAGCUGACGAACAUACAAAAGAAAUACUAUCGCGGCAUAUUGGAGCAAAACUUUAGCUUCCUCAAAAAGGGCACGACCUCGGCGAAUAUACCCAAUCUGAUGAAUACGAUGAUGGAGUUGCGCAAGUGCUGCAUACAUCCAUACUUGCUCAAUGGCGCCGAGGAGCAGAUCCAAUAUGACUUUAAGGCACAGCAUGGCGACGAUCCCGAGUCCUACUACAAGAAUCUUAUACUCUCGGCGGGUAAAAUGGUGCUGAUUGAUAAGCUGCUGCCCAAGCUGAAGGCGAACGGGCAUCGCGUGUUGAUCUUCAGCCAGAUGGUACGCUGCCUGGACAUACUCGAGGACUAUUUGGUGUACCGCAAAUAUCCGUUCGAACGGAUCGAUGGACGCAUUCGUGGUAAUUUACGUCAAGAGGCGAUUGAUCGCUAUUCGAAGCCCGGAUCGGAUCGUUUUGUCUUUCUGCUCUGCACCAAGGCUGGAGGAUUGGGCAUUAAUCUGACAGCCGCCGAUACGGUGAUCAUCUAUGAUUCCGAUUGGAAUCCCCAGAACGAUUUGCAGGCCCAGGCGCGUUGCCAUCGCAUUGGCCAACGCAAAAUGGUGAAGAUCUAUCGUUUGUUGUGUAGGAAUACCUACGAGCGGGAGAUGUUCGACAAGGCCUCGAUGAAACUGGGCCUGGACAAGGCUGUGCUGCAGUCCAUGAACACGCACGGCUCCAAGGAUGGCAACAACAAGCAGCUGUCCAAGAAGGAGAUCGAGGAUUUGCUCAAGAAGGGCGCCUAUGGCGCUGUCAUGGAUGACGACAAUGCGGGCGAUAAGUUCUGCGAAGAGGAUAUCGAUUCGAUUCUGAAGCGACGUACACAAGUCAUAACUAUGGAGUCGGAGAAGGGUUCGACCUUCUCGAAGGCUUCAUUUGCCGCCUCUGGCAAUCGCUCAGACAUUACCAUAGACGAUCCCGACUUUUGGACCAAGUGGGCCAAACGAGUGGACAUCGAUCCAGAUGCCUGUGAACGUGAUGAGACCGAAGAUCUGGUGCUAUCGGAGCCCAGAAGGCGCACACAGAUCAAACGUUAUGGACACGAGGAUGUGAUGGAAAUCAACUCGGAGGAUUCGUCGAAUGAGAACAGCGAUGAAGAGGGCGGCAUAGGUCUACGCUCGAGACGACGCAAGGAGAAGCGCGAUCGCAACCGCGAGAAGAAGGGACACGAUGAGUACAUACCCAGGGAGCGUGAUGCCCUGGCUGCUUUGGGUCUAGAGGAGAUUCAGUAUGGCAACUGGGCCAAGUCGGAAUGUUUCAAAGUGGAGAAAGGACUACUUUCAUUUGGUUGGGGUCGUUGGACGGAACUCUUGGAAUUGGGUCAAUUUAAGCGCGGCUGGCGCGAAGUGGACAUCGAGGACUGUGCGCGCAUUAUACUGCUGUACUGCCUGCAGGUGUACAAGGGUGACGAGAAGAUCAAGACGUUCAUCUGGGAUCUGAUAACACCGACCGAGGACGGCGAGGUGCAGAAGAUCAGCAGGGAUCAUAGUGGCCUACACAAUUUGGUGCCACGAGGACGCAAUGGUGGCAAGUCCAAUAAGGAGAUGGCCUGCGGCAGCUCGACACCUGCGCCGGGCACUGCAUCGGGCAGCAAUAGUGGCAACACGACGCCCGCCCACAAGUCUGGCUCACUGGAAUCGGACAAGGAUCAGGUGGGCGGGGUCAGUGCCAGUGCUGUGGCAGCGGCUGCGGCUGUUGCUGUGCCAACAGCAGCGCCCGCACCGCCCACUAGCAUCCACGAUCCGAACCACUGGAGCAAGAAGGAGAAAUACGAUGCGGAUGCGUAUCUGGAGGGCGCCUAUAAGAAGCAUCUGGGCAGACACGCCAAUAAGGUAUUGCUGCGCGUGCGCAUGCUCUAUUAUAUACAGCACGAGGUCAUUGGCGAAUUUGUGCAGCAGAUUAAGGAUAACACGCCCAUCAGCGAGCUACCAAUUCGGCCGCCACCAACGCCCGAUCAAGUGCCAUCCUCAUGGUGGAAUCCCAUUUGUUGUGAUAAGAGUCUAUUGGUUGGAACGUAUAAGCACGGCUGUGAAAUGUAUCGUCAAAUGAGAGCCGAUCCAAAUCUAUGCUUUGUUACCCAUGUGGGCGCCGGUGCCGGUGACGAUUUGGCCGUCACGAGUUUGCCAAUAAAUGAGGACGAUGCAAAUUCGAAGCACGAUGACGGCGAUGAGGUGGACGAUGAUGGCACCACCACAACCAAAGACUCCGAUUCCACGAAGCUAACAGCUGGCGACAACAAGGACUCACUAGAUCCAGAGCGUCCCAGUUCGUCGGGUAAGAGCGAUAAGUGCGAUAACAGCGAUAACAAUGGAUCGAUCGUACAAAAAGCAGCCAACGCCGAACUUGGCUCGGUUGUGGGCAAUGGCAGCGCCGUCGAGGCGGAACCAGCGGCACCAAAUGAAUUGGCACAAAAAGAAAAAGAAAAAGAAAACGAAAUUGAAAAAGAUAAUGCAAACGAUAAAGCAAAAGAAAAUGAAAACGAAAUUGAUAAAGAAAUUGAGAAAAGUAAUGAAAAAGCAGAAGGCAAAGCAGAGGCUGUGGCAGUCGCUGACGCUGAGGCAGUUGCUGAUGCCGAUUCAACAAGCUCGGCAGCAGCUGCUGUUGACGUCGACGCUGAGACAGCCGCUGCGGCCAGCGCAUUGGACACUGAUCUGGAUGUGGCUAAGAGCGAAGCCCUGGCCAAUGGAGCCGCUGCAGCGACAGCAUCAGCCGCUGGCGAAGCCGUUGAUGCCGCUGACAUUGCAACAGCCGAGUCUGGUUCUCAAUCAUGCACUAACGCCAACACAACCACCACCACCACCACCACUACCACAACCACAAAUAUCACCACCACCACCACUAUAACCACCAUUACCAAUCCAUCAACAACGACUACGACUGCGUCUGCCUCUGAGCCAGCGGGUCAAAACUGCGAAAAUGCUAACUCCAACUCAAAUUUAGGCUUGGACGAGGAGGAAAGCGUCGCUGGCAGCUAUCCACCAUCGACCCUGGCUGCCGCCGAGGAUGCCACCAUGUGGCCAUCGAUGCAGGAUCUGAAUACGCGCCUGCGCCGCGUCAUCACCGCCUACCAGCGCAACUACAAGAAGGAGGAGCUCAAGCAACAGCAAAAGGCCAAGCUACAGGCUUUGGUCUCAUCAACGCCACCGCUAUCGGUGCCAACCACCCCCACCCUGCAAUCGAUGCAAAUGCAGAUGCAGGGCGGCACUGGCGUUGGCGGCAAUGCGGUCGCCAACGUUGGCGUCGGCGUCGGCGUCGGCGGCGGGUCCGUUAGCCAGCUGCAGCAGCAGCUCGACUCGAGCAAUCGCAGCCUGCAGGCGUUGAUGCAGUCACAAGGUGCCAGCACCUCGGCUGCUGCAGCAGCAGCCGCUGCCGCCGCCGCCGGUGGCCCUGGUUCAUCGCACGGAUUGGUGGGUCAGCAUCAACAACAACAGCAGCAGCAGCAGCAACAACAGCAACAGCAGCAACAACAGCAACAACAGCAGCAGCAACAGCAGGUGGGCGGAACACAGGUGCCGGCCAUGCCCACCGCCGCAGAUAUCAGCCUUAUGCUGAGCAUCCUCAACACCACCGAUGUCAGCCAAUUGGCCAAUUUGGAUAUCAGCAAACUGGCCAUGUAUUUGGUCAGUAUGAACAAUAAAAUGGAGCGUCAGGGCAAGAUGGAGCUGGCGGCCAAGGAGCGCGAGUCGCAGCGUCUACAGCUAAUACCCAAGAAAUGGAAUCGUCGCGAGGAAUACGAAUUCCUGCGCGUGCUCACAGGCUACGGUGUGGAUAUGCAGCUGAACACGCCCAUGGGCGGCAACAGCAACAGCAGCAUCAACAUCACUAACAGCAGUGGCGCUAGCCAGACGCCCGACUGGACCAAGUUCAAGCAGAUGGCACAUCUGGAGCGGAAGAGCGAUGAAACAUUGAGUGAUUACUACAAAGUGUUUGUGGCCAUGUGCCGAAGACAGGCUGGCCUGAAGCUCAGCGAGAAUGAGCGUGGACUCGAAGGCAUUGUCGAGGAGGUGGAGAAGGAGCACGCCAAGCUCAUUCUAGAUCGGCUUGAGCUGCUGUCCAAGCUGCGCGAAGUAGCGCGCCAUCCCCAGCUGGAGGAACGACUGAAACUGUGCAUGAUGAAUGCGGAUACGCCCGAUUGGUGGGAGCCGGGACGGCAUGAUAAGGAGCUGAUUGCAGCCGUGUUGAAGCACGGUCUCUAUCGCUCCGAGACCUUCAUCUUCAAUGAUCCCAACUUUAGUUUCUGCGAGUCGGAAAAGCGCUUCAUUAGGGAACUGGAGGCCCAGAUACAGCGCACCAUCAAGCUGGAGGCGUUCAAUGCGGAGAAGGCGGCCGCAGCUGAGAAAGCUGCAGCAGCAGAAAAAGCGGCAGCAGCCGCCGCAGCAGCUGCAGCGGCAGUUAAGCAUGAGAUCAUCGAUCUGGACGAUGAGCUGUUGACCAAGGAGAGCGUCAUCAAGAAGGAGUCACCUGUGAAAGCGGAAGUGAAGCCAGAACAGAGCGCAGACAAGGCGGAAGUCGAUGAGGCGAGCGAAGAGAAAGCAACCGCUGAUAAAGUGGACGAGGAGAAGGUUGAAGAGAAGCCGUCCGACAAGCAAACGCCGAAGGAUGAAGCCAAGCCAAGCAGUGAAACCGCUGAAGACGCUGAAGAGCUGCCCGCGGCCAAGGCAAGUGAAGCGGAGGCUGAGACUCCAGCUGAGGCCGAGACGGAGGCCAAAUCCAAGGAGCAGAGCGAGGAGAAAAUGGAUGUGGAUGCCGAGCCCAUUGCAGAGAAUGGCAAUGAAAAGGAAGCCGAAACGGAAGCUGUUGCCACAGCCGAAGCAGAGAAGCCAGCUGAGAGCCUCAAGGACGAAGCAGCAGAAAAAGACGAGGAGAAGAAGUCAAGUGACAAACAAGACGAAGAAGACUCCAAGAUGGAAACGGAAUCCACAAAGUCAAUUGCUGCCGAGGAAAAGGAAUCCACUGAAACGUCGGCUACAGAAAAAGAGGACGAAGCAGCUGCCAAAGCAGAAGGCGAAAAAGGCGACGAAGCAGUUGCCGAGGCUGUCAAAGAGACGCCCGAGAAGGAGAAGCAGAAGGAGAACGAGAAUGAGAAGGAAACAGCUGCAGCUGAAACAACUGAAACUGAAACUGAAACGAAGAAAGUUGAAACCGAGGCAGAGGUCAGCAAGGCAGAUGAGUCCAAGACUUCGAGCAGUGCGGACAAGCCCGCAGCGGAGCAGGAGAUACUCGAUCUGGUGGCUGGACCCAGUGAUCCGGAUGACGAUGAGGUCAUGAAGGAGAAGGAGAAGGCAGUCGAGGAGGAAUGCAAGAAGCAAGCCGCUGAACUCAAGGCGCGCUUCCCCGACCUCGAGGUCAUUCAGCCGGCGGCUGUGAAACAGCAAAAGCUGGAGAAACCGAAGCUGGAGAUGUGCAUGAUCCGUUGGUUCAAGGACUUUGCCCUAGAGCGACGCAUCGCCCACAUUGUGGUGUGCGUGGAGACCAACAAGUGGCCAGUGGACAAGAACUACAGUGCCUUUGCCGGCCUGAAGGGCAACACGGAUCUGAACAUCGCCCUGCAUGAGUCCAUACCCCAUCUGAAUAGCAGCGAGCGCCGCUCCACGACGCCCGACGUGAUAACCAUAACCACAGAUCAGGGCGUGACGAAGCACUUGCAGGCCUCGCAGAUGCAACAGGUGGCCAGCAGUGCCGGCGUCGUCCCUGCCGCCAGCAGCGUGCCGGCGUUGCCCAAGCCCCAGAUAACAGCGCCAACAACGCUGCCUGGCCUGGAUGCGAACAGCAUCAAUGCGGCUGUGGCAGCUGCUGUCGCAGCGGCAGCCAGUGGCGGCAAUGCCACAUCUCUGUCAGCUCUGCUGCCGGGCAUGUCGCUGAGCGCGGCCACCGCGGGCGCAAGUGCAGCGGCAGCUGCAGCUGUCGGGGCAGCUGGUCUGAAUGUGCCCAGUGCUGGAACCCUGGGCUCGAAUGCGGGCAAGAAGCGCAAGCGUCACAUCGCCAUCGAUGUGGAGACGGAACGCGCCAAGCUGCAUGCGCUGCUGAAUAGCUCGUCAAUGGCUCCCAAAGAUUGGGAAAGCGAAAUAGCCAAUAUGGAGGCUCUAACCGGAGCUGCAGCUCGUCGUGGUGGCAGCUCAAGCUCGGCUGCGGCCUCUGCGGCCGCAUUGAGUGGAAUGCAACCGCCGCCCGCACAUCAGCAUGCCUCGCUGUCGCGUCAGUCCUCCGGUCAGUUCAAUAAGCCCGCUGUGCCGGCCAUGAAGACGCCGCCGCCAUCAAUGGGCGCGCCCAUGGACUUGUCCUCAAGCCUGCCCAAGAUGAAUAUGACAGAAAUGCUAAAGUCAGCCUCUAGCUCGGGCGCCAUCGAUCUGAGUGAGGUGCAGGACUUUUCGAUGCCCUCCAAGAAGUCGAGCGUGCAUGCAGCGCUCAGUUCCGCUUUCCCGUCAAUGGGCGGCAGCAAAAGCAAGCUGGAUGAUACGCUCAACAAGCUGAUGAAGAAAAACAAUUGCACCAUUGAGGAGCCCGUCAUUGGCAAGGAGAAGAAACGCAAGAAGCUGGAUGAGAUUGUCCUGGGUCUAUCGGCUGCCAAGGAGCAAAAGACCUUCCCCGAUCCCUCGUUGCCCUCGUCGAAGAAGCCACAGAUACCGCCCAGUGUGUCGGUGACGCCGGCUAAUCUUCAGGCGCCCAGCCAGCAGCAGUCCAAUCAGAAACCAUUUACCAUCACUGUGACGACAGUGCCCGGAAAGUCCAAGAGCGGCGGCCAAAGCAGCGGCAGCGGCAGCGGCGCUGGAGCCGGCGCCAGCAGCUCCUCGGGCAGCGGCCUGAGCGCCCUGCAAAACAUGGCCAUGGGCGGUCUGUCCAGCAAGGACAGUCUGAACGCACUGCUCGCCCAGACAAUGGCUACCGAUCCGCAAUCGUUCCUCAAGCAACAGCAGAAGAUGAUGCAGUUCCUGCCGCCCUCGCAGCGCAAGGCCUACGAGAACAUGCUCGCCGAAAUGGAGCAGGCAAUGAAGCUGAGCUGCAAGUACAACUCCUCGCACGAUGUCAAGGUGAACAAGUGGCUCUCGGACAUGACCAGUCCGCUGGGCGAUCAGCUGAGCAUUGACUAUGUGGGAGCCGGUGCUGGAGGCGGCGGAGGCGGAGCUGGCAGCAGCAACAGCCGUCGCGGCAAUCGAGGCCAACAGAGCAGCUCGAGUGCACAGCAGGCGGCCAAUGCGGCGCAGUUGCAGAAGCAACAGCAACAGCAGCAACAACAGCAACAGCAACAACAGCAGCAGCAACAGCAGCAACAACAACAGCAGCAACAACAACAGCAGCAGCAACAGCAGCAACAAUCGAUGGCUGGACCACAGGGUCUGACCGGAGAGGAGCCCGUGCCGGUGAUCAAUAAGCAAACGGGCAAACGACUGGGCGGCAAUAAGGCGCCCCAACUGAAGCGUCUGAUGCAGUGGCUCACCGAGAAUCCCAACUAUGAGGUAGAUCCCAAAUGGCUCGAACAGAUGCAGAAUCCCAUGUCAGCGCCCUCACCCAAGCCCAGUGUGAACACCAUGGACAACAGCAGCUACGGCGUCUCCAAAUCGCAUGGUGGACGACCCUCGUCCAAUUCAAGCAACGCCUCUUCCAGCAGCCACACCCAGCAGCCGAGUGCUGCGCAGUCGCCGGCUGGCAAUUCGAGCGGCUCGUCGAAGAAGUCGUCGAGGCAGAGUCAAUCGGCGGCGGCCUUGGAUCAGGCGGCGCUGCAGUUCGGUUCGCUGGCUGGCCUCAAUCCCAGUUUGCUGGCCAAUCUGCCCGGCUUGGGCGCCUUCGAUCCGAAGAAUCCGCUCGCCGCCUUCGAUCCGAAGAAUCCGCUGCUCUCGAUGCCGUUUGGCGGCAUGCCCGGCAUGAGCAAUCUGCCCGGUCUGGGCAAUCUCAACAAUAUGAAUCUGUUCGCCAGCCUGGCCGGCAUGGGCGGCUUGGGUAAUCUGGCCGGCAUGGAUGCCCAGUCACUGGCUGCGCUCAUGGCUGCUGCUGGACCAACGCUUGGCGGCCUCACGGGCAGCACAAACGCGGGCUCCGGCAAGAGCCAGUCGCAGUCCGGUGGUGGCGGCAACUCCUCCAGCACCUCCUCCUCGUCGGCGGCCAGCAAGAAGAAGCAACAGCAGCAGAACGAAGCCGCCCAACUGGCAGCCGUUGCUGCCGCCGCUGCAGUCAACAACAGCGGAGCCGGCAGCUCCUCGGGAGGCGGCAAGAACUCGAACGCCUCGGCCUCACAGUUGGCAGCCGGCUUUCCGUUCCUCUUCCCGAAUCCCUCGCUGCUGUAUCCGCCCAUGGGCCUGGGUGGACUCAAUCCCUACUCGCUGGGCAGCAGUGGCCUGGGCUCCGCAUACGAUCAGCUGGCACAGCAAUAUAAUCUGCUGAAUGGCGUGGCCACCUCAUCGGCCGCUGUCACCGGAUCCACGCAGUCGGGCAAGUCGCAUCAGUCGCAGUCGAGCAAGUCGAGCAAUUCACGCAACGCCUCCAACUCGGCGGCGAAUUCGGCAGCGAAUCUAAUGAAUGUCAUGGCCAGCAUGAGCGCCAACACGGUGACCACUCCAUCCAGCUCGAGCUCCAGUCGCAGCCGCCAGAGCAGCAGCCAGCGCAACUCGGCUGCCUCGGCCACGCCCAGUGCUGCGGACAUGGCACAGCUGUCCAGUCUACUGAUGCCUGGUGCUGAUCCCCAUCUGCUCGAGUCGCUCAGUCGCAUGAGCAGCAUGGAUCUGGCCCAAGCCACCCGUCUCAUGAGCUCCUUGGGCAUGCCGCCGCUGCCCACGCCCAGCAGCUCGAACAGCAACAGCACCAGCAGCUCCAGUGCCGCCAGCAAACGUGCCGCAGCAGCAGCCGCUGCCAAUGAGGCAUCCGCCAAGGAGCAACAGAAGUGGUUCGAGAGCAUUGCGCGUGGUGCAUUGCCCACGGAUCUGGCCGCACUGCAGGCCUUCUCGCAGGGCAAGAUGCCGAGCACCUCCUCCGUCAGCUCGAACAGCGGCGGCGGCUCCAGCUCGGGCAGCAAGAGCUCCAAGUCUGCAGCGGCAGCCGCCGCAGCAGCCGCAGCCGCAGCUGCCCAAAUGCCUCAGAUCCCAGGCAUGUCCAGUGACUUCUCGCAGGCACUUCUCGCCGAGAUGGCCGCCCAGGCAAUGGCUGCCGCCGGCGGUUCGCUGCCACUGAGUGGACCCGGUUCGCUGGCCAGCUUAGCUGGCCUGACAGGCGGCUCGUCCUCCUCCGCUGGAGGCGGAGGUGGCGGCGGCGGAAGCAGCAGCAGCAGCUCGGCUGCCAAGCGACAGCGCGAACAGGAUGCAUUCAAGCAGCAAAUGGACUUCUACACCAAGUCGUUGGGCCUGGGCUCGGGCAUCUCGCUGAUACCCACCUCGUCGUCGGGCAGCAGUAGCAGCCUGAAUGCUGCCGCCGCCUAUGCAGCCGCUCUGGAUGCAGAGCACCUGCAGCAGCAGCAGCAGCAGCAGCAACAGCAGCAGCAACACAAAUCGAAACGCGCACGCAGCGAGCUGCAUCCCACGAAGGAUGAGCUGGCAGCUGCUGCUCUAGCUGCUGGUCUGCCGCUCAAUUUGGGAGCCAGCAUCGAGAAGAGUUUGCGUGGUGGCUCCAGCAGCUCCUCGACGCCAGCGCCGCCCACGCCCACCCCCGAGCAGGACAAAGUGACCCUGACACCGUUGAACGCAAGCGCCUCGAGUGCCGCCAAUGCGGCGAUUGCGGCCAAUCUGCCAUCACAGACAACGAUCACCAUUGCGCCGCCCAUCAGCAGCGGCGCCAGCACCAGCAGCGAGCGGUCGGAGCGCAGCGAGUCGCGCAUCUCGUUGACCAUAACGAAUGCGGCGGAUGCCGCCAAACUGCCACCGCCCUACGAGGAGGCCGACGAGCUGAUCAUACAGCCCAUACUGAAGAAGCCAGCGGCGCCGGGCAGCAGUCACAGCGGUAGCGUUGAGGAUCUGGAUGCCAGUGGAGCAGCCAACAAUUCAGCGGCCAAUUUGAGUGGUUCCAGCAGCAGCAGCUCCUCCGUCGCCGCCGCAGCGGCAGCGGCGGCUGCUGCCGAAGAGAAUCGACGCUCUUCCAAUCGUCUAAAGCGUCCGCGUUCCGGCAACGAAACCGAACAACAGCCCCCAGAGAAGCGGCGCGAGCUGCGUUCCACGCGUCACACACGUCAGUCGGCGGAUGCUGCCACUCUAAAUCUAUCGGCGGGCAGCGAGUCUGAGGACCGGAAUGAAUGAGUAAAGCGAAGCGCCUAGCAACACGACAGCGCCCCAAGUGUGGGCGUCCGAACCAGACAGGGCAACAGGAACAGUAAAUGCAACAAACGCAUCAACAACAACAACAACAACAAGAAGAAUAUAAGUAACAAACCUAAAGCUAAACACGUUAAAAACAAAACCAACAACCAGAAGCAAAAGCAAACGCCACAACAACAACAACAACAGCAACAACUCAAAAAGGCUACUAGACUGAGCCGAACGAGAAAUGCGAAUGGCAACGGUAGCGGUAACGGUAGCAGUAACGGUAACGGAAACGGAAACGGACGAGCAGCGGCUAAAGCUGAGACAAGAAGCGCACGCAAAUUGAACUCAAGGCUAAAUGUAACAAGCAGAUGCACGCGAACUAGUUCCAAAGCGAGAACCAGAACAAGAGCGCGCAUUAGUGCGAA